AUGUUCUGCCACGAAGACAGUCCUAGUCCCAAGCGACAACGCCUUUCCCAUUCAGUCUUUGACUAUUCAGCAGCAUCACCAGCUCCAUCACCACCAAUGCGACCAUGGGAGAUGACACCAAACAGGCAGCCUCCUUUGGCUCGGCCCAGCCAACACCACUUCUCAGGGGAACGAUGCAACACACCGGCACGAAACAGGAGGAGUCCUCCUGUUCGACGUCAGAGAACAAGGAGAGAUCGUUUAUCUAGACAUAAUUCCAUUAGCCAGGAUGAAAACUAUCACCAUCUCUCCUAUGGACAGCAGCAAGCAAUAGAAGAGCCUCGAGCCUUUCGCCCACCGAAUGUAUCUCCUCGCCUGUUGCACCCAGCGGCUCACCCACCACAGCAGAAUGCAGUGAUGGUUGACCUUCACGAUCAGAUCCAUCAGGGCACAGUUCCUGUCUCGUAUACAGUGACCACGGUGGCUCCGCAUGGGAUACCGCUUUGCACCGGCCAGCACAUCCCAGCCUGCAGUGCACAGCAGGUGCCAGGCUGCUCAGUGGUUUUCAGUGGGCAGCACCUUCCAGUUUGCAGUGUGCCUCCCCCAAUGCUUCAGGCGUGCUCAGUCCAGCACCUACCUGUACCAUAUGCAGCAUUUCCACCCCUCAUUUCUAGCGACCCAUUCCUUUUGCAUCCUCCUCACAUCUCUCCGCACCACCCUCCUCACUUGCCUCCUCCAGGACAGUUUGUUCCUUUCCAAGCACAGCAGUCACGGUCGCCACUUCAAAGGAUAGAAAAUGAAGUAGAACUGCUUGGAGAACAUCUUCCUGUAGGAGGUUUUACAUACCCUCCUUCAGCCCAUCCACCAACAUUGCCUCCUUCAGCACCUCUCCAAUUCCUAACCCAUGAUCCCUUACACCAGGAGGUGUCAUUUGGUGUUCCUUACCCACCGUUCAUGCCUCGAAGACUCGCAGGGCGCAGCAGAUACCGAUCACAGCAGCCACUACCACACCACCCUUACCAUCCCAGCCUAUUACCUUACGUGCUAUCAAUGCUUCCAGUGCCACCUGCAGUUGGACCAGCUUUCAGCUUUGAGUUGGAUGUGGAAGAUGGGGAGGUAGAAAACUAUGAGGCACUGCUGAAUUUGGCAGAACGUCUGGGAGAAGCCAAACCACGGGGAUUGACAAAGGCAGAUAUUGAACAGCUUCCAUCCUACAGAUUCAAUCCAAACAACCACCAGUCAGAACAGACAUUGUGUGUGGUGUGCAUGUGUGAUUUUGAGUCAAGGCAGCUACUUCGAGUCUUACCCUGUAACCAUGAAUUCCAUGCCAAGUGUGUUGAUAAAUGGCUGAAGGCAAAUCGGACCUGCCCGAUUUGUAGAGCUGAUGCUUCGGAAGUGCACCGUGAUUCAGAAUGA
This is a messenger RNA of Nestor notabilis (Kea), 1395 nucleotides long. RefSeq names its product ring finger protein 38 (gene RNF38). The transcript is spliced from 11 exons. The coding region runs from base 1 to 1395 and encodes 464 amino acids. NCBI's taxonomy places the organism in Eukaryota, Metazoa, Chordata, Aves, Psittaciformes, Psittacidae. The record is from RefSeq and is a predicted model, not a curated record.